Alosa sapidissima (American shad) is the source of this 4949-nucleotide messenger RNA. It is a transcript of the gene pik3r4, whose product is annotated as phosphoinositide-3-kinase, regulatory subunit 4. Gene Ontology annotation, cellular component: nucleus-vacuole junction; phosphatidylinositol 3-kinase complex, class III, type II; late endosome. NCBI's taxonomy places the organism in Eukaryota, Metazoa, Chordata, Actinopteri, Clupeiformes, Clupeidae. The record is from RefSeq and is a predicted model, not a curated record. Bases 353 to 4399 code for a protein of 1348 amino acids. Gene Ontology annotation, biological process: late endosome to vacuole transport; protein phosphorylation; macroautophagy. The transcript is spliced from 21 exons. Gene Ontology annotation, molecular function: protein serine/threonine kinase activity; ATP binding; protein binding.
CAGGAAGUGAUUUUCAUUUUAGCUGUAGCAAUUACGCAUCAGAAAGGACCCUGGAGAAUCGAGGUUGUUUCAUUUGGCAUGCUAUUUCCACUUUCGUUUAUUUUGUUAGAUUUUGCAUAAUUAUGAUCUUCCAAUCAAAAUGUUAGCAUGACAACCGCUAACAGCAGCUCAUAAAAGCUCGCCGCCUGGAAUAGCACAGCAUAGCUACAUGCUAACUAGUUAGCAUAACACAUUGACAGUUAUUUUGCUAGACCGCUGGAGACAGUGGUGCCUAGUGCACUCUAACGAAAAGCAGUGUCUCUUUAUUAGGACUGCAACUGACCAGCCUGGGUUGGGACUCUGCUAAUGCAAAAUGGGGAACCAGCUCGCUGGGAUUGCACCCUCUCAGAUCUUGUCUGUUGACAGCUAUUUCUCAGACAUCCACGACUUUGAAUAUGACAAGAGUUUGGGCAGUACUAGAUUCUUCAAAGUUGCUAGAGCAAAACACAGAGAAGGCCUGGUGGUGGUUAAGGUCUUUGCCAUACAGGACCCUUCCUUGCCACUUACCAGCUACAAGCAAGAGAUAGAGGAGCUUAAAAUCAGACUGGCCUCUUGUCAGAACUGUCUACCCUUCCAGAAAGCUACCCUGACAGAGAAGGCAGCCAUACUUUUCCGCCAGUACGUCCGUGAUAACCUCUACGACCGCAUCAGCACACGGCCAUUUCUGAACAACGUUGAGAAGAGGUGGAUUGCUUUCCAGAUCCUCAAUGCCGUGGACCAGGCCCACAAGUCUGGCGUCCGCCAUGGCGACAUUAAAACUGAGAACGUCAUGGUGACUAGCUGGAACUGGGUGCUGCUGACUGACUUUGCGAGCUUCAAGCCCACAUACCUGCCUGAGGAUAACCCAGCUGACUUCAAUUACUUUUUUGAUACGUCCAGGAGAAGGACAUGUUACAUUGCCCCAGAGAGAUUUGUUGAUGGAAGCAUGUUUGCCACAGAGAGUGAUCAAACCACUCCAUUAGUGGACCUCACCAGUAACAGUCAGAGGACAAGAGGAGAGCUCAAGCAGCCCAUGGAUAUAUUCUCAGCAGGUUGUGUGAUAGCAGAGCUGUUCACAGAGGGUAUACCUCUGUUUGACCUCUCUCAGUUGUUAGCCUACCGCAAAGGACUUUUCCAGACAGAACAAGUUCUUAUGAAAAUUGAGGAUCACUACAUAAGAGAACUGGUGGCACAGAUGGUCCAGCGUGAGCCAGAGAAACGUCUUACAGCUGAAGAGUACUUGAAGCAGCAACGAGGCAAGGCCUUCCCGGAUAUCUUUUACACCUUCCUGCAGCCGUACAUGGCCCAGUUUGCCAAGGAGACCUUCCAGUCCGCGGACGAGCGUGUGCUGGUAAUCCGCAAGGACCUGGAGAACAUCCUGCAGAACCUCUGUGGGAGCAGUGGCAGCGGGUCAGAGAAGGCCGACAGGCAGGAGAAGGCCUCCCUAGAGCUGGGCAACACCAAAGAGCAUGGCCUGGUUAUCCUCGUGUCAGUCAUCACCUCCUGCCUGCAGACACUGCGCUCGUGCGACUCCAAGCUGGCUGCGUUGGAGCUGAUCCUGCACCUGGCCGUGCGGCUGAGCUCGGAGAUCCUGCUGGACCGCAUCACACCCUACCUGCUGCACUUCUGCAAUGACCCAGUGCCCCGUGUGAGGGCCGAGGCUGUGCGCACCCUGGCCAAGGUGCUGGCACUGGUCAAGGAGGUGCCGCGCAACGACGUCAAUAUCUACCCAGAGUACAUCCUGCCUGGCAUCGCACACCUGGCCCAGGACGAAGCCACUAUCGUCAGGCUCGCAUAUGCAGAGAACAUUGCUCAUUUGGCUGAGACAGCAUUGCGCUUCCUGGAGCUGGUGCAGGAGAAUAAUUUAAACGCAGAGCAUGACCUGAACGGUGAGGACGUAGAGGAAACCCUGCACCCAAAUGAAAACUACGACUCAGAGCUCCAGGCCCUGCAUGAGAUGGUGCAACAGAAGGUGGUCACCCUGCUGAGUGACCCCGAAAACAUCGUCAAGCAGACGCUGAUGGAGAAUGGCAUCACACGCCUCUGCGUGUUCUUCGGCCGGCAGAAGGCCAACGACGUGCUGCUCUCUCACAUGAUCACCUUCCUCAACGACAAGAACGAUUGGCACCUGCGAGGAGCCUUCUUUGACAGCAUCGUAGGUGUUGCAGCCUACGUGGGCUGGCAGAGUUCGUCCAUCCUGAAGCCUCUCCUGCAGCAGGGCCUGAGCGAUGCCGAGGAGUUUGUAAUCUAUAAGGCCCUCAACGCCCUCACCUGCAUGUGCCAGCUAGGCCUGCUCCAGAAGCCACACAUCUACGAGUUUGUCUGCGACAUCGCACCUUUCCUGUGCCAUCCCAACCUAUGGAUCCGUUAUGGGGCUGUGGGCUUCAUCACAGUGGUGGCUCAGCACCUGAAUAUAGCUGAUGUCUACUGCAAGCUGAUGCCCCAUCUCACACCUUUCAUCACCCAGCCCAUCAUACAGAUCGACAAGGAGAUCGUGCUCCUGAGCGUGCUGAAGGAGCCGGUGAGUCGCUCCAUCUUCGACUAUGCGCUGCGCUCCAAAGACAUCGGCAGCCUCUUCCGCCACCUGCUGCUGCGGCAGAAGAAGCGCAAUGGCAUGAUCCCCGAGUGCCCCAUCCCUGAAGACCCUGCUAUCGCCCAGCUGCUGAAAAAGCUUCUGUCACAGGGAAUGACUGAGGCUGAAGAAGACAAGCUCCUCGCUCUUAAAGACUUCAUGCUAAAGUCGAACAAAGCCAAGGCCAAUAUUGUGGACCAGAGUCACCUGAGUGACAGCACCCAGAGCGGCAUUAUUGACCUGGGAACGCUGGGCAUCACGGGCCGCCAGGUGGACCUUGUGAAACCUAAACUAGAUUCAGAAGACAAGAGAGCGGAUCUCAUCAAUCCUUCCUCUGCCCGGAAACACACAAAGCAGGACUCCAAUGUGAAUGAGGAGUGGAAGAGCAUGUUUGGAUCCUUGGAACCUCCGACCUCAGCUCCUGCACCACCCACGCUGACCGAGGGCAGCCAGCCCAGGAAGUCCACAGCGCCCCCUGCUGUCCAGGUGGCCCAGUCUGUGGGCGGCACGUCCACGUACCAGCGGCGGCUGACCACGUGCAAGGCGGAGCUGCAGCAGUUGGUGCAGCAGAAGAGGGAGCAGUGCACGGCCGAGCGCAUGGCCAAACAGAUGAUGGAGAGCGCCGAGUGGGAGAGCAGGCCGCCGCCGCCAGGGUGGCACCCCAAAGGCUUGCUGGUGGCUCACCUACAUGAGCACAAGUCCGCUGUGAACCGCAUCCGCGUCUCCGACGAGCACUCCAUCUUUGCCACCUGCUCCAAUGACGGCACUGUCAAGAUCUGGGACAGCCAGAAGAUGGAGGGCAAGACCACUACAACCAGGUCUGUGCUGACCUACUCCCGCAUUGGGGGACACGUGAAAACCCUGACGUUCUGUCAGGGCUCGCAUUACCUGGCUGUCGCCUCAGACAAUGGAUCUAUUCAGCUGCUGGCCAUUGAGGCCAACAAACCCCCCAAAUCGCCAAAGGUGCAACCUUUUCAGACCAGGUUUCUAGACCAAAAGGAUGAUGGUUGUGUGGUGGACGUCCACCAUUUUAACUCGGGGGCUCAGUCGGUGCUGGCGUACGCAACCGUGAACGGAUCCCUGGUGGGCUGGGACCUGCGCAGCAACAGCAACGCCUGGACGCUCCGCCAUGACCUCCGUCUGGGCCUCAUCACCUCCUUUGCUGUGGACAUGCACCAGUGCUGGCUGAGUGUGGGCACAAGUAACGGCACCAUGGCUUGCUGGGACAUGAGGUUCCAGCUGCCCAUAUCUAACCACUCCCACCCGGCACGAGCACGAAUCAGACGGCUGCUCAUGCACCCUCUCUACCAGUCCUCUGUCAUAGCAGCCGUCCAAGGGAACAACGAAGUGUCCAUGUGGGACAUGGAGACGGGAGACAGGAAGUUCACUCUCUGGGCCAGCUCAGCUCCCCCGCUCUCUGAGAUGCAGCCAUCUCCUCACAGUGUUCAUGGGAUCUACUGCAGUCCCGCGGAUGGAAACCCACUGCUGCUGACUGCUGGCUCAGACAUGAGAAUCAGGUUCUGGGACUUGGCCUACCCAGAGAGGUCCUACAUCGUUGCAGGAGGGGCUCAUGACUCGCUUCACUGCCCUUCAGUGUUCUACAAUCGCAAGAUCAUUGAGGGCACAGAAGUGGUUCAGGAAAUCCACAGUAAGCAGAAAAGCGGGUCGACUGAGGACGCCCCUCGCCGAGGCCCCGAAUCGCUUCCCGUCGGUCAUCAUGACAUCAUCACUGACAUCGCCACCUUCCAGACCACUCAGGGCUUCAUCGUCACCUCCUCCAGAGAUGGAAUUGUCAAAGUCUGGAAAUAAGAGUUAGGACGCCAGACGGCCCAUUUUCCAGCUCGCUCUGUCACCUCAGUUAGUGCUGUAGAGGCUACUGUACCUGUACAUAAUGUGUGUAAAGUGAAUUAAUAUAAUGUAAGCUCCUAGGAUCCAUUUAAAAAAAAAAAAUUAAAAAAAACUUUUUGCCAAAAAGUCCAAAUGUUUGCAAUGUGAGCAAUUUCACAACAAUCAUGAAUUGUUAGUGUUACAAAAUGGGGAAAAAAAAUGUCCGCACAUAUUUAAAAUAAUCAGUGUGAAUUGUGAAUGUUAAUGUGUGGCUAUGGAGUUAGAUGUCACUGAAUAUGCAAAACUGCCCUUUUAUUUUGGAGAAUGUUCUUGCUCAGAUUUGCUUAUUUUGGUUAACUGCUUGUGACGAAAUAAUAGUGAAUGUGGCGUUAAUUAGAUUCAUGCUAACCCUUGAAUUGGCCACUUCAGACAGCACCAUCUGAAACCGUAACCUCAAUAUUCUGUAAAUAUGAUUUUCCAAGCACCUACAUAGGUCAUCAUGUCAAUGGUAAAUAAACACCCUGUGAUGGCA